ACGAGCUGCUGUAUUCCGAUCUUGUAUUGUCGUAAAGCUUCCAAAUCGACUUGAGUCUGCCAGCCAUCAUAAGUACGGGAGGUAACGCCUGGUUGAGCUUUGCGCUCCGGCGACAAUAAAAGAGCAAUCAUGACGAGGGGAAAUCAGCGUGAGCUUGCCCGUCAGAAGAAUGCUAAGAAGCAAAAUGAACAGACCAAAGGGAAGAGAAAUGAGGAUGGCCUCUCAGCAGCUGCCCGUAAGCAAAGAGAUGCUGAAAUCAUGCAGCAGAAGCAAAAAAAGGCAAAUGAGAAGGUGGAGCCUAAAAGCAAAUAACCAGUGGAAUUCGCUGUGACUGACAUGGCAUCCUGAUCUCUUUUUUUCUUUUGUCAAGAGCGAGUAUCUGUCAUUGUGUAGAUGUGGAGACUUUGAUUCUUUAAUGUUUCAUCCCAACCUCCAUAAUGUGCUUGAAAGGGCAUGUCAACAAUACAGUACAUAAUGAUUUGUUUUCAGCUAUGGAGGAGAGAAUUUCUUAUGUUCAAAUAAUCAGAGCAAUCCCAAAUAACGGGAGUCUCAAAAAUGUCUGAACUGGCAUUGUAAUCUUGUAUUUUUGUAUCAAGUGCCCUUCUUAAUAAAAUGUACAUUUUAAUUCACAUCUAGCAAUUAAACUGUUAUCCCUGUAA
Messenger RNA from Labeo rohita (rohu), 659 nucleotides. RefSeq names its product small EDRK-rich factor 2b (gene serf2b). Lineage: Eukaryota; Metazoa; Chordata; Actinopteri; Cypriniformes; Cyprinidae. Bases 130 to 312 code for a protein of 60 amino acids. The record is from RefSeq and is a predicted model, not a curated record. The transcript is spliced from 3 exons.